GGUCAAACUGUGAAUGUUCGCUUUAAUGUUCUCAUCCACACCUUUCCUCAUUCCUACAGCAGAGUCCCACAGAGCUCCAGGUGAUCUCUAACCUCUUCUGACCCUCACGUCUCCUUGGACUCUCCGUGAAUUUCAAACCCUCUGGCUCGGAAGUGAAAGGUGAAUCUCUUCCGCUCUCAUCACUGACAGGGCGGCGCGUGUAGCUGGACCUGAGCGACCCUUCAGUCCUCCACUGAUCCUGUCCUCCACUGAUCCUGUCCCCCAGGUGUAGCAGCUGCGGCACCAUCAUGGGCUUCCUAUUGUCCAAAUCUUUGGAUGCAAACAUGAAGAAGCAGCAGGAGUUCAUGCUUCAUAACACACGGCUGCAGAUGGAGCGUCAGAUCCUGAUGCAGAACCAGAUGAGAGAGAGGCAGAUGGCCAUGCAGAUGGCCUGGUCCAGGGAGUUCCUGAAGUACUACGGUGCUUUUUUUACAGUGGCCACGGUGGGACUGACUGCAGGUGCCAUUAGAAGAAAGAAACCAUUCCUGACAGCUCCCCUCAUUCCUCUGGGCUUUGUGUUAACCUACCAGAUGGACAGCGCCUACGGAACGCUCAUUCAUCGUAUGAGAGGGGAGGCUGAGAAUAUCUUGACAUCUGAAUGCGACCGUCUGGAAAUGCCUCAUGGGAUUCCAACCUUCGAGAGCAUAGAGAAGGCCCGCCGUGCUAAAAGCAGCCUCGCCUCCUUUUUGGAGAAAUGAUCCAAAAGCUGAGAAACCAUCCAGUCGGUACAUUCACCUGUGCUGCUUUUCUUUCAGUGUGGAGGAAGAACAUUAAAUGCCAUCUGCCUUGUUUUGUUUAAAGUUGUCAGAGUUCAUGGUUUGCACUAAUUCUAUAUUGUGGACCUGAAGGAGCAAUACUGAUAAAUAUAAUGGUGUUAUUGUUUGUUUUUUUAAAUUAUUACUACAUGUGCAUUAGUAACCAAAUAGUUUGUCAGCGUUAAGUAUUUUUAAAGCACAGUACUUAAGGUAGUUUGUACGACAUUUCCAGUGCAGUUGUAAAAUAAAUCUGGUCCAUGAACACAGCAGUGAUCAAACUCUAUUAGCAAGCAGCUUGUUUAUGGUGCUCUUCAUUAAAGGUGAACGAAGGGAUUUUAGACCACUAGGGGGAAGAAGAGAGCAGUGUGUCACCAAACAAAGCUACUUAACCGUCGUGUUGUCCUGCAGGUCAAAACUGACCCGGUUUCAAGUUUGAAAAUGUGGGAAAAGGAUAUAUUUUCACAGUGAAACUUCUGAUGUCCACAUUUUCAGCAUUUUUGGGAAAUUUUUGAAGUUUUUUUGGUGGAAAAAAGAAAUGUUAAAAAUGUUUCUUUAAGAACAUUGACAAAAAAAUCCAACGAAAAUCCAGCGAAAUUCGCUGGAUUUUGGUAGAUUUUUUGUGAAUGUUCUUAAAGAAAAUAUUUGAAGCUUUACUGAUAUAUAUGUAAUCGCUUUAGAUAUUUCUAGGAUUUUUUGGAAGACUUUUAAUUUUUUGAAAAUAUUUCAAAGAAUUUUCUUGCCAAAUUUGGGGGAUUCUUUUAAAAAUAAAACUUCUAAGGAAUUAUUGGAAUUUUAUUCCUGAAGGUUUUGCAAAUUUUCAAAAAAAUUGGGGAAUUGUUUUGCUGAAUUUUGCGAUUUUUUUCAGGCAAGGAGACAAUAUUUUUUGGUGCCCGUAAAUGAGGACUACAGGAGGGUUAAGGUAGUUUGUAAGACAUUUCCAGUUCAGUGGUAAAAUAAAUCUGGUCCAUGAACACAGCAGUGAUCAAACAUUGUUAAUAGCAGGUAGGUUGUUCAUGGUGCUCUUAAUUAAAGGUGCAUUAAGGGAUUUUAGACCACUAGGGGGCAGAAGAGGGCUGUGUGUCAGCAAACAAAGCUACUUAGCCCUCAUGUCGACCUGCGAUCAAAAUUGCCCUGGUGUAAAGUCUGAAAAUGUGGAAAGAAAAUGUAUUUUCACAGUGAAACUGCUGAUGCCCACAUUUUCAGCAUGUUUGGGAAAUCUUUGAACAUUUUUUUGGUGGAAAAAAAGAAAUGUUAAAAAUAUUUAUUUAAGAACAUUCACAAAAAAAAUCAACCAAAAUCCAGCGAAAGUCGAAAACAGAAGUUUUCCUGAUAUAUAUAUAUAUAUAUAUAUAUAUAUAUAUAUAUAUAUAUAUAGUCACUUUAGAUAUUUUUAGGAUUUUGUUUUGUAAGAUUUUUACUCAUUUUUUUAAGUAUUUACAAGAAUUUUCUUGCCAAAUUUGGGAAUUUUAAAAAAUAAACUUCAAAGGGAGGCUUUUAGGGAAUUAUUCGAAUUUGCUUCCUGAAAGUUUUGCAAAUUUUCUGAAAUUUGGGGGAAUUUUUUGGCUGAAUUUUUGGAUUUUAUUUCAGACAAGGAAACAGUAUUUUUUGGUGCCCGUAAAUGAGGACAACAGGAGGGUUAAGCAUCUCACUGGAGUAAUAUUCGUUUGUCUUUUACCUCAUUUUGAUCACCAGCUAUGUUACUUUGACCUGCUAAGGUGCUUAAUUUUGGAUUUAUAUUGGAAUGGAGCAGCAAAAUACAUCACUUUAAUAGAGCAUAAAUUGUCAAGAUUUUGCAGUAAGUUAUCCUAACAGCUGAUGAUUGUUAUCAUUUCAAAUUGUAAAUGUAAUGAACUCCCACCAACACUACUGCAACUGUAACCAUUAUUUUUGUUUUGGAACUAUUCAAUAGAUGUAAAAUAGUCCAAGGCUCUGAUAUUUAUGAGUUCUGUAUUUUAACUUGUAUUGGACAGUUCAAAACUAUAUUUUUAAUUCAAUUAAAAAAAUAUAGCAAAGAA
Messenger RNA from Acanthochromis polyacanthus (spiny chromis), 2809 nucleotides. It is a transcript of the gene plgrkt, whose product is annotated as plasminogen receptor, C-terminal lysine transmembrane protein. Gene Ontology annotation, cellular component: plasma membrane. Bases 288 to 737 code for a protein of 149 amino acids. Lineage: Eukaryota; Metazoa; Chordata; Actinopteri; Pomacentridae. The record is from RefSeq and is a predicted model, not a curated record. Gene Ontology annotation, biological process: positive regulation of plasminogen activation. The transcript has 5 exons.